AUGCUGAUAGUGAGCAUGGUGGCUACGGUGCGGGCGAGUUGCAGUGGCAAUCUCAAAGCUUCGUCACAGCAAGACUUGGAUAUCCUCAAAAAAUGCCAGGUUUACAAAGGUUCAGUGAUCGUCGAAAAUACGGGCGCUCAAAAACUCAAGAUCGAAGGCUUGCAAAUGAUCGAAGGUGAUCUCACCGUGACCAAUAACGAUGCUCUGCAAUCGUUCAGCAUGCCCUCGGUUCAAGGUGUCAAUGGGAUUCUCAAGUUGAGUAACAACAAGCUACUCAAUGCUUUGGAUCUUCAGUCGUUGACGGUGGUCCGGUCGUUCCAACUCGCGGUUCAUCCAGCCUUAAAUUCGCUCAAUUUCCCAGGCGGUCUCCAACAAACCGACGAAGUGUCUGUUGCUGACACCACAGUGACCGCCAUCAGUGGAUUUAAAAUGUCCCAAAUGAAAAACCUCGUGGUCACCAACAACAUCUAUUUAAAGAAUUUGGAUCUCGGCAACCUUACACGCUUGACAGGCGAACUGACCGUGUCUGCCAAUUCGCCCGCCUUGAAGAUUGACGUUUCUUCCUUGGAGACACUUAAUCAAGGCUCCUUUUGGAAUUUAGCCGGCGUCAAACUCGACGGUUUAAAGAAAAUUAUUGGCGACGUAUCCUUCAUCUCCAACAGCUUCACUACAUUGGCGCUGCCACAGACCACCGAUAUCGCAGGAACCCUGGUCGUGUCCAAUAACAAACAGCUGAACAACUUGUCGCUACCCAACUUGCGACAUUUGGGAGGCGCCUUAUCUGUAGGCAACAAUGCUCAGCUCACGACCGUCAAUGCAUUCCCUGCUUUGGAAGGUAUCGAUGGCACUUUGGAUAUUACUGGCGCUUUUGACGAAGUUGAACUUCCCAUGUUGAACGACGUUCGUGGAGGUUUGAAUGUGCAAACGUCCAGCAAUCAUUUCAGCUGUGAAAGCAUGGAUCAGCUCAAGAAUGGGGUCAUCAAAGGAAACUCCUUUGUGUGCAAGGCCGCAGUAUCUCAACCCAAGUCGGGACUAAAAGGCACCGGAGUAGACAGCGCAGGUACCAAAUUGAUGGCAGUUUCCUCCGGUCUUUUCGCAAUGAUGGGUGCUCUAUCCGUCUAUGUGAUGGCAUAA
Radiomyces spectabilis is the source of this 1134-nucleotide messenger RNA. RefSeq lists its product as uncharacterized. Gene Ontology annotation, biological process: fungal-type cell wall organization. Lineage: Eukaryota; Fungi; Mucoromycota; Mucoromycetes; Mucorales; Radiomycetaceae. The record is from RefSeq and is a predicted model, not a curated record. Gene Ontology annotation, cellular component: fungal-type cell wall; plasma membrane. The transcript has 3 exons. Bases 1 to 1134 code for a protein of 377 amino acids.